Macrobrachium nipponense is the source of this 3410-nucleotide messenger RNA. Its product is annotated as serine/arginine repetitive matrix protein 1-like. Gene Ontology annotation, molecular function: microtubule binding. Lineage: Eukaryota; Metazoa; Arthropoda; Malacostraca; Decapoda; Palaemonidae. The record is from RefSeq and is a predicted model, not a curated record. Bases 331 to 2766 code for a protein of 811 amino acids. The transcript is spliced from 7 exons.
AGCCGCGGGCGGACGCGUCUUCCUUAGAGAGAUCUGCGUCGUUAUCCACGACGACUUUCCAUAAUCGUGUACGACGCGCGUGUGCGUGGCGGACUCCUACAUAGAUUCCUAGAGAGUCCUCCAUUAGAUUCCUAGAUUCCUUCCCAAUUCCGAAUUAUCAGUGAUUUAUUUUCAUUAAUUCAAGUUAUAGUGUUUCAAUGGUGCAACACGAAAGUGUUCGUGGUCACCAGUUCAUCAAAGACUGACAAUGACCGUCGCCUAGUGGCACCUCUCCCCCCCACUUCGGACGGUCUCUGGAUUUCGUAGGAGUGGAGAAAGUGGUGUCCUAGUAUGAGGAUAACGGACAGCGACGACGACUACACCGUCACAGCUGAUCAACGCGCCGCCCUCAUGGAGCUGGAGACGCUGACCUGGAAUUACCCGACGCCCCAGCAAGGGCGUGGGCGCGGUGCCAACAACAACAUCCCGACGUCGUCCUUCCCGUCCGACGACCAGACGGACACUGAUGAUGACGACGAUGAUGAUUCGUAUUACGUGGACAUGGUGCCCUACGACAUCACAGAACGACUGAAGGAGAUCAACAGAGCAUUUAUCGAAGACCCGACACCCGCAGAAUGCAACAGAGCGAUUACUGUUCGCUUCAGGGACGUCAUCGCCGACUACCAGUCCCCCAGGGAAUAUUACCCGUCAGAUUCUGACGACGGUUACGGAGAUUCUUCAGAUCUCGUCUACGACGCAGAGGAUGACGAAUGUGGCAUGACGACCCUGGCAACAGAGGUCAGGGACAUCCUUUCUGACAACGUCAAUGUCAUAGACUUCCUGCCUAACUCUGCCGAUGACAACAUUUUCAGCAGUUACCUAAACCUCACUUCUGAAGACUCAAGUAACAAAGACUACAGGAACCUAGGACUGAAAGGCAGCCAAGGUGCCCCUGAGUCUGGAAAAGUACCCCAGGGUGAUAAGAAGGCUGACGUGCCUAGACUCCAACUUAACGGUAAACAGGAAGACUCAGAAGUGGUCCCUUCAUUCAAUAGAUUUGCACCUCCUUCCCUCAGUUUUGUAUCUGGUCCUGAAAAGGUAGGCGAUUUUAACCUUUUAAAAGUAGAUGAUUCGGGUCUUGCUGAUCUGGAGAGCUUCAUGAAAGAAAGCGAGCCCAAAGAAGUACAAGAAGACCUCCCGAAAGACUCUUCGUAUACAGAAAAUGGGGACGUAACUGUUUCCCUCAUAGAACCUAGUGACCCAGUUCCCUUAGGUAAAGAAUUUAGUAGUUUAGACACAUUAGGAAGUAGAAAUUUAGGAGUUAAAUGUUAUAUUAGUGAGGGUGAUAAUGAGUCUAGUGUCUUCUUCCAUAAGAAAGAACCAAAGGAUCAAUUUAAGGCCACCUCCGAUAGCCAGCAGGGUCUGGCUAAGAGUGACGCAGACGUUGCCAAUUUUGAAUAUGCUGACGACUUUGAAGAUUCUCCUGACGAGGAGGAGGAAGAAGUGGAGGAAAGUGCACCAGUCACCAAAGAAGUGGAAACUCAACCUCCCGCUUCCCCUUCAAUAGCCGUUCCUUCCGUUGAGCCCCCUGUAGACCUAGGCAUGGACAGAGAAGUCAGUUCUCCCAAAAGGUCUGAGGCUCACAUUCCUGAAAGGAAGAGCAAACAGGGUCAAGGGAAGGAGCCUUCUCCGAGUAGUGGUCACAAAAGCCGGCACGAGCAGAGUAAAAAGACUCCUCAGAGCCCGUCCACUGAGAGGAAAAGAAGACCGGAGAGCAAGUCCCCGCCCGUCCAGACAACGGAGAUCACUCCUCCAGUUAGGCCUAAACUGAAGAGGGUAUCAGCCGGUCCGCCAACCAUAAAGCCAGCCCUGCUCUCUUCUGAUAAGAUUAGUCAUAUGAAGACCUCCUCUGACCCAAGCAAGUACAAGGCCAGAAACUCCACUCUGACCAGGUCGGCCACCUCGGUGUCUACGCCGUCGCUAGCUUCGUCGUCUUCCUCAGCUUCAUCGUCCCCUUCGUCGUCUUCUUACUCCUCUACGGGCAGCGGCAAUGGCCACAGAGGUCGAGGGCGCAUGCCAAUCAGCGGGCCAGUCAGACCCACACAACACAAACCCUCAUCGUCAUCGCAGAGUGGACGAGCGAGUAAUUCCAGAGGGGUCAGUAGAAGCCCAGUCAGGACCACCUCCUCGUCUACUUCUGGCAACACUGGGCUGGCCGUGUCUCCUGCAAAGACAGCUCAGGGAAAUACUACUGCUAAUGGACGACCCUCACCUCCAUACAGAGUGAGGAAGGCAGCAAGUGCAUCUGAUCUACACAGUAGGAUGACGGACGACCCAGAAGACAGGAAAUACCAAAGUGACGCUGUGUUCAAAGCUUGGCUUCAACAGAAGAACAAGCAGGCAGCCUUGGCCAAAAACUCUCUCCCUCACUCCCCCGACAGACACCAGAGGAAGACGAGCUCCAGCAGGGGCGGCGGCGGCUCCGAAGUGGUGGAGCGGCGAGCCAGAGCGGAGGAGGCCUUCCAGGCGUGGCUGGCGAGGAAGAGGGAACAACUGCGCCUCGAGAAGAAGCUCCGGGGGGAGCGGCGGCGUCUAGAGGACCAGAGCAGUUACGCGAGGACCAAGGCUGAGUGCGAAGUGGCUUAUAAGGAGUGGUGUCGUAGGAAGAGAGACGAAGUUCGAACCAUGAGACCGAACGGCGUCGUGCCUCGAUCUCAGAGUCUCGAACGACCCUGGGUUCAGGAGAAGACGAGGAAACUCUACUCGGCUUACAUGAAUGGACACUAGAUGGCAUGGAGGUCGCUUCCACCAGGGUCGCAGACGAAAACACUCGGGAGAUAGAGACGAAAAAAUAAUUUUAAAAAAUCAUAGCGGACCUUCUAAACGAAAUAUUGCGAAGGACUGUGAAAUACUAUUUUUUUUAAAAAAGUGUUCUACGUUGAUGGGACUUUGAUAUGGAGUAAUGUGUUGUAAAAAGAAUACCUGUGGAAGUGAAACCGAGGACGCCUGAAGGUGCCAACGAGUGGUCGAUCAGUUCAGUUCGUGGCUGUAACUGUGAUUGUUUUGUCUUGUCUGGUUUUGCGUUACAGGAAAAGCAGAAGAAAUUUGACUCGACUGGAGCUCAUUCAAUCAAAAACAUUUAUCAUCUCAGUUCUCCGACUAAGAGUAGUAAAGGAAUCACAAGGAGAAGGCAAAGAAAUAGAGCAUAUUCCUCACAGUACCUGAGGAAGCAUGACACCAUUACACAAUGCACGUCGGAUCAUUUCUCCUUUAAUUGAGAGGAAAUGUUGAUAAAAGUUAUAUUUAUCUCAAUUUCAAAGCCGUUUAUUUGGUAGAUUUAACCAGGUUAAGUUAGUGUCAUAUCACAACUUAUGUUCUAGCAUCAAGUCUUUUUUCUGGUUUAUAUUUCAAUGCCAUUAACUGUAAUUUUU